Messenger RNA from Nanorana parkeri, 2603 nucleotides. Its product is annotated as protocadherin gamma-C5-like. Gene Ontology annotation, biological process: homophilic cell-cell adhesion. The transcript has 2 exons. NCBI's taxonomy places the organism in Eukaryota, Metazoa, Chordata, Amphibia, Anura, Dicroglossidae. The record is from RefSeq and is a predicted model, not a curated record. The coding region runs from base 144 to 2603 and encodes 819 amino acids. Gene Ontology annotation, molecular function: calcium ion binding. Gene Ontology annotation, cellular component: plasma membrane.
AGAGCUGCUGCUCCGAUGAAAACCCCGUGGAUGUUUUCAAUGCAGGAAAUAUGUUCUUUUUUAUACAACAAAUCAUUUAAACUCAGCUGGAAUACUUACUGGGAUUACAAAAGGACUUGAUUCUCAGAAGAGGGAUUAAAGACAUGGACUGCAAAUGUUCCUCAAAUGCUUGGAAAUGGCAAGUAGCUUUCUCCCUUCUCCUUUGUAGCUGGGGCUGGGUCUCUGGGCAGCUUCGUUAUUCUGUUGCAGAGGAAUCAGAUCCAGGGACUGUUGUGGGGAAUAUAGCUCAGGAUCUGGGCUUAAACCUGGCAAAUAUUAAUACAAGGAGACUGAGUUUGGGAUCUGAAGGAAGCAGCAAAUAUUUAACAAUUGACCAGAAACAUGGAGCUCUGAUAAUACAAGAGAAGAUUGAUAGAGAGAGCCUGUGUGGAUCCAGCUCCAGCUGUUUGCUGCAUUCAGAGAUUGUAGCUGAGAACCCUCUGGAGCUGUUCAGCCUAGAAAUUGAGAUUUUGGACAUUAAUGAUAAUUAUCCUAUUUUUUCUGUCUCAGAUCAAGUAAUAAAAAUUACAGAGCUAUUAACAAGUCCAGGAGUAAGAUUUCCUUUACCCACUGCUAAAGACUUGGAUGUGGGCAAAAAUGGUGUGAGACAUUACAGCUUAAAUCAAAAUCCUUAUUUUUCAUUAUCAGAAAAAUAUCGCAAUGAUGGGAUUUUGAUUGCAGAAUUAGUACUAGAGAAAAAUCUAGACAGAGAAGAGAAAUCAGAACACACGCUUAUUCUUUCUGCCAUUGAUGGAGGAGAACCUCCCCGAUCAGGAUCUACUCAGAUUAAUAUAAUUGUUUUAGAUAUCAAUGACUAUGCACCCGUGUUUGAUCAGACAAGAUAUAAGGUAGGGCUGAUGGAAAAUGUACCUUUAAGAACAGUUGUUAUAAAACUAAAUGCUACAGACCUAGAUGAGGGUGCAAAUAGUGAAAUAUUAUAUUUAUUUGAUGACCAUACAGUGGAUUCAGCAAAGGAAAUAUUUGAUUUAAAUGGAAACACUGGGGAAAUCAUUAUUAAGGGGGCUAUAGAUUAUGAAAUUGCAAAGUCAUAUGAAUUAUUUGUAAAAGCUGUAGACAAAGGAUCGCCCACUCUAGAGGGACGAUGUGUUGUCCAGGUUGAGGUGCAAGAUGUGAAUGAUAAUAUACCAGAAAUUGUAUUUACUUCUAAAAAUAAUGAAGUGCCUGAAAGUGCCCCAGUAGGAACAGUCGUUGGGUUUAUCACAGUCAGAGACAAGGAUUCUGGUAAAAAUGGGGAGGUCAAACUGGAAAUCUCACCAGAUUUACCCUUUAAAUGCCAGCCUAUGUCAAACCGUUAUACACUGGUCACCAGUGGACAACUGGACAGGGAGACCAUAUUCCAAUAUACUGUUACACUGAUCGCUUCUGAUCUCGGAUCUCCAUCUUUAAGCAGCCAGGCUACGGUCAUCAUUAGCAUUUCUGAUGUCAAUGAUAAUCCUCCAAAAUUUUUACAUUCUGCUUACAAUGCAUUCAUAUCAGAAAACAAUGAACCUGGCAGACUGUUAUGUACAGUAUCUGCUGGGGAUCCAGAUGAAGGAGAUAAUGCAAAGCUAAUUUACUCCUUAGCAGAGAGCCACAUAGAUGGCUCUCCUGUUUCUUCAUUUGUAUAUAUUAACUCUGACACUGGUAAUAUUUAUGCCCAGCGAUCUUUUGACUAUGAACAGUUCCAAGUUCUACAGAUCACAGCGAGAGUAGAAGAUUCUGGAUCCCCAAAGCUGUUUUCCAAUGUGUCAGUCUUCAUAUUUAUUCAGGAUACAAAUGACAAUUAUCCCUCUAUAUUAUACCCAGAGAACUCAGGCGAAAUCAGUGCAGAAGAGACCAUUCCCAGAUCUGCAUCUGCUGGUUAUCUAGUCAGUAAAGUGUCUGCAGUGGAUCUGGAUUCUGGACACAAUGCCUGGCUCACCUAUAGACUUGUUCAGUCUGGCAGUCCAGCUUUGUUUCACAUCUCUGAACAUACAGGAGAAGUCAGAACUGUGCGAGGAUUACAGGAGACGGAUAACACAGAACAUCGACUUGUCAUUUCAAUCAGUGACCAUGGGGAGCCUUCACUGUCCUCUACAGUCACUCUGAUUGUAAAUAUAAUGGAGCAUAUUGCUCAGGAAAGCCCCAAAUCUCAUGAUUUUCUUGCACACUCUAAAUCAGCACCAAACAUGACUCUAUAUCUUAUCAUUUCUUUGGUUGCCAUCAGCCUAGUUUCCUUGGUAACCUUUGUGAUAUUAUUGGUAAGGUGCCUUAAAAAGAAUAAUGACAGCAGUUGUGGUUCUUGUUUUCCAAACAAAUCACUCCCUGGGUCCUACAUGGAUCAAUAUAAACCAACACUGUACCUGAACACAGAUGGAACUUUAAAGUACAUGGAAGUGAGGAUGGCUCCCUCAGAACCUCAAGUAUCUUGUUAUCCACCUUGUUUUCCUGCAACAGCAAAUAUUCCAGACUCAACACUUACACAGUUUCAAAAUACUCCUCAAAUAGCGGAACCUAAGUCCAUUUCUGACAGCUGGUUUAAUGCAAUAAACCAGGGGCUUCGGGGAAAUAUAUUGGUCGUCUAA